GAUCACGUGGUGCAUUUAAGGUCACACUAAAAUCACUGAGAACAUUCAGUAGUUAUUAAUAGGAAAUGCCAUCAAACAUAAAAGAUAUCUCAUUUUGCAGUUCAUAGCUCAACCUCUACAGACGUGUCACCAAUAACUGAAUGUUAUCUUAUCUUGCUUUUCCUUUAAAUGCCCCCUGUAAGUUAACUUGUCUGGAUGAAAACAGGAAAGCCGACAUUUGCGGCUGGACAUCCGGCAGUUCGCUUCAAAUCAUGAGCAUGUCAGUAGUGAAACUCCUUAUAAUAUGUGUGGUUUUCAAGGAGACCUUUUCCCUGUCAGGAAACUUUUGGCACCUUACGGAUAUGCACUGGGACCCAACAUACAAACUAGAUGAUAACCCUGGACUCGUGUGUGAAUCAAGUGGGAAUCGACCCGCAGGCAAUGCAGGAGAAUUUGGAGAUUAUGCUUGUGACUCACCAUGGCACCUCAUCAACUCCUCUAUUUACGCCAUGAAGGAUAUUCUACCAGAUCCGGACUUCAUUGUCUGGACAGGAGAUGACACACCACAUGUACCUAAUGAGAAGCUAAGUGAAGAGGCAGUGCUCAGUAUUAUCGGCAACCUCACCCAAAUCAUAAAGCAAGUUUUUCCGGAUACUAAAGUGUACUCAGCUCUGGGCAACCAUGAUUACCAUCCAAAGAGCCAACUUCCACCAGUCCCCAACGACAUCUAUUACAAAGUAGCUGACAUGUGGCAGAGCUGGAUGGAUCCGGCGUCCCGAAAUACCUUUAUACGAGGUGGAUAUUACACGGAAAAGCUCCUGAAUCGAGCAGGUUACAGGAUGCUCGUCCUCAACACUAAUCUCUACUAUGACCAGAACAAGGUGACCCUGGGCAUGGAAGAUCCAGCGGAGCAGUUUGGUUGGGCGGACCAGGUCCUCACAGAGGCGGCCACAAACAAAGAGAAGGUGUACAUCAUUGGCCACGUUCCUCCUGGUUUCUUUGAAAAAAAGAGAAGUAAGCUGUGGUUCGACCCUGUGUUCAAUGACAAGUUUAUACAGUUAAUUCAGAAGCAUCACCAAGUCAUUCUCGGACAGUUCUUUGGUCACCAUCAUACUGACAGCUUCCGAAUGUUCUACAGCUCAGACGGCUCUCCUAUUGGUACAAUGUUCCUCAGUCCUAGCGUCACCCCGUGGAAAACAACGCUGCCUGGAGUUGUGGAUGGAGCCAAUAACCCUGGGAUCCGCGUCUUCGAGUAUGACACUCAAACACUCCUGGUCAAAGAUGUGGUGACCUACUAUCUCAACCUGACUCGUGCUAACGCAGCCCGUGGACAGUGGGAGAAGGAGUACCGUCUCACAGAAAGCUUCAGAGUACCAGACGCCUCCCCAGCCUCUAUGCACCACAUUCUGGACCGCGUAGCUAACGACAACUGCUACUUACAGAAGUACUACGAGUUCAAUUCUGUCAGCUAUGACCUAACAGAGUGUAACAAAGACUGCCGUGUUGACCACGUAUGUGCAGCUAGAGAGGUUGACUUCUACAGGUAUGAGCACUGUCUGGAAAAAGAAGUAGCAAUUUGCAUUUAUGGUGGGUUGCUACCGGUGCUCACUGUGGCUCUAAGUCUGCUACUGGCCAAUCAAUAUUAAUGUGCACAUCACUAAUAUUUUCAUAUUUAAACAUCUGUGUGAAUUCACAUGAAGUGAUGCCUCUGCAGAGUUUGAUUCUCUAUUCAUGUAAAACCUAAGUUCAAGGUGUGUGCUUAAGCCAGUGGUUCCCAACCUAUUUUGGCUCGUGACCCCAUUUUAACAUCACAAAUUUCUGGCGACCCCAGAUAUUCA
Molecule: messenger RNA, 1817 nt
Organism: Sphaeramia orbicularis (orbiculate cardinalfish)
Lineage: Eukaryota; Metazoa; Chordata; Actinopteri; Kurtiformes; Apogonidae
Product: acid sphingomyelinase-like phosphodiesterase 3b
Exons: 8
Coding region: 141-1625 (494 amino acids)
Biological process (GO): sphingomyelin catabolic process
Molecular function (GO): sphingomyelin phosphodiesterase activity
Source: RefSeq, a predicted model, not a curated record